This is a messenger RNA of Cryptomeria japonica (Japanese cedar), 1709 nucleotides long. RefSeq names its product berberine bridge enzyme-like 26. Bases 542 to 1537 code for a protein of 331 amino acids. The record is from RefSeq and is a predicted model, not a curated record. NCBI's taxonomy places the organism in Eukaryota, Viridiplantae, Streptophyta, Pinopsida, Cupressales, Cupressaceae. The transcript has a single exon. Gene Ontology annotation, molecular function: oxidoreductase activity; flavin adenine dinucleotide binding.
GAAAGCCAAGACCGAAAAGAUGGCUGAGUUUAUCGUGGGUAGCACUUGUGCGGCGGCUAAAGAAAAUGCAGAUUGUGAAGGAUUGUUGUCAUGCUUGCAUGCGGGUGGCGUAACGAACGUUCCCAUUUACUCUCUUGAUUUCAACCAUUUGCUAGAUUUCUCCGCUCAGAAUCUUCGAUUUAUAGAGCCUUAGAUACGCAGGCCUUACGUUAUCAUUGUUCCGGAGAACGAAAGCCAGCUGCAACAAUCCGUUUUGUGCAGCAUAAAACACGGAUGGGAGAUCCGUGUUCGAAGUAAUGGGCACAGCUACGAGGGGCUUUCCUACACCGCCUGCGCUUCUUUCGUGCUCAUCGAUCUUCAAAAGCUUAAAAAAGUCACGGUGGGUACGAAAUCCAAGACGGCCUGGGUGGAAGCCGACGCCACCUUGGGGGAGGUUUAUUCUGCUGUCGCAAACAGUUCGGCUGAGCUCGGCUUUCCUGCAGGAACUUGCCACACGGUGGGCUGCGGCGGUCAUUUUGCUGGCGGAGGGCUCGGCGUACUAAUGAGAAAAUACGGCUUGGCAUGUGAUCAUGUCUUGGACGCCCGGCUGAUAAAUGCGUCAGGAAAGAUGAUGGAUAAAGACAGCAUGGGUGAAGAUGUGUUUUGGGCUUUAAGAGGUGGAGGCGGCGGUUGCUGGGGAGUUGUAUAUGCCUGGAAGAUCCAGCUGGUGAGCCUACCGCCAGUUUUGACAGUCUUCAAGGUACCAAAAACGGGUGCAGACAUUGUCACGGAGACCGUCCUCAAAUGGCAAUAUGUUGCUCCUCAAACCGAGGAGGACCUCUUCAUUCGAGUGGAACUCCGAGUCAAAAACGAAAGUGAUAGCGCCGAUAUCACAGCCUCGUUCCAUGGAAUAUACCUUGGGUGUAAGAAUGAGCUGCUUAGCAAAAUUGCUAACAUCUUCCCCGAGCUGCGAAUGGAGCCGAACCAUUGUGAUGAAAUGAGCUGGAUAAACUCAGUUUGCUACUUUGACGGCAUCAAACAAAGCGAACUGACUAACUGGUAUGCCGAUAAAAUCUACUUCAAGGUAAAAUCUGAUUUCGCCAAGGUUCCUCUUCCUGAAUCUGCUCUGAGAGGACUUUGGGCAAUCAUGGCAGAAGAGACGAGUGCCUAUACCGCUUUCUCUCCUCUGGGAGGGAUGAUGGGCAGGAUUCCCUCCUCCGCGACGCCGUUUCCUCAGCGGGCAGAGACAUUGUUCGACAUACACUACAAUACAACGUGGAGAGAAAGUAGUAGAGAUAAUUACUACCUGGAAUGGAUGAGGAAACUUUACAAGUACAUGGAGCCAUAUGUCUCCUCUUCUCCUAGGGCUGCGUACGUCAAUUUUCUUGACCUUGAUCUGGGCAGUAGUUGCAAUGGGCAAGCGUCUAUUGAAGAGGCCAGAGUUUGGGGUGAAAAUUAUUUCGAUGCAAAUUUCGAUAGGCUUGUUAAGGCUAAAACGCAGGUGGAUCCCUACAACCACUUCAGAAAUCCUCAGGGGAUCCCUCCUCUCCCGAAUUAAUGUUUAUCUUGUGUUUCUUCCUUUUAGUGGCAUAGUAGGGGUGUUCUCUAUAAUAAUAGGAAGGCGCUGUUUGAGAUGCUUUCCAUAAUAAGAAUAAAGCGCUGUUAUAAGCUAUGAUACCAUCAAUUAGCACCGAGCGCACUCAGCCAAAUUUCGAAAACUCCAUGCUUUU